AUGAAGCGAAGAAAUUUGGUUAUGUUGGGGUUUGCGCUUCCGUCAACAAAUGCGCUGUCUCUGGCGAACUUCCAGCAGAUCUCAACUGGAUUGGUGCCAACACUUUGCCAAAGCACAUAUGAUGGUCAAAUUCCUGUGUGUACGGUUGCGGAUUUCCAAGACGGUUGCUCGAUAAAAUGUCAGACGGCGCUCAGCGUAUUGGCAGUACAGGUUACAACAUCUUGUAUUACGGUCGGCGCAAGUGCCAACACCUUGCUCGGAAUAGUUAUGAGAGGAGGCAUAAUAGCAGCCCUGUGUCCAACGGCGGAUCAGAGUUCGACCACGACUUCCUCUAGCACGAGGGGCAAUGGAUUAACAACUAUACGUCCCUCGUUUGUAACAUCUGUCUCUUCAGCGACAAAACCACCAGUGUCUGUGCCUGUCACGACCAGUAGCACGGUUGUGGCCUCUACCACAGAAGCGAAAACGACCACUUCGACUCCCACGACAAGCGCUACAAGUCAAACACAGGUGUUGAGCUCUCAGACCACGACCUCUGUGACAUCAACAAGCGCUACAAUAACAUCAACCCUGUCGACGGUUACACCACCUGUAUCUUCCACCAGUACGGAUGACGAUGGAGGAGCAGAGAGUACUACCGUGCUCACCGAAAGCAACAGCAGAGGGACUCAGAUAAUCGCCACAAGCACUAAUCCAGCGGAUGCUGAAACUACCAGCAAGUCGGCUAGUAAUGGUUCAGGAGGAGGCAGCCCGUUCGAUAUUCAAAGUGCGGCACCACAGCUAAGUCGUCGUUCAGCUCUGUACGUACUCGUAGCUACGGUUUGGACCGGCGUUAUCUUGAGGUGGUAG
Messenger RNA from Glarea lozoyensis ATCC 20868, 849 nucleotides. RefSeq lists its product as uncharacterized. The transcript is spliced from 2 exons. The record is from RefSeq and is a predicted model, not a curated record. Lineage: Eukaryota; Fungi; Ascomycota; Leotiomycetes; Helotiales; Helotiaceae. Bases 1 to 849 code for a protein of 282 amino acids.